Messenger RNA from Arabis nemorensis, 480 nucleotides. The record is from the annotation of a GenBank genome assembly. Lineage: Eukaryota; Viridiplantae; Streptophyta; Magnoliopsida; Brassicales; Brassicaceae.
GGUCACUUGAAAAGCAUGGUCCAAAGGUUAAGAGCUUACACCACGGCAACAACACCGAGAUCCAAAGCUUAUUCACCGGCGGCCACGGAGUACGGUGGUCAGAGACCGUCCACAACCACAACGGCCUCGACAAAAGGUGACUUCAUACCUGUUUACGUCUCCAUCGGAAUGAUUUCACUGUCGGUAUCUUUUGGUCUCUACACUGCGUAUCAUCAUCUCCACGAAAACCCUAGCGUGCGUGUCAAGAAGAAGACGAGAGAGAUCGUUCCCGAGGUCGAGGAUCCCGAUAAAGUUUUAAACGAAGCGGACCGGUUUGCUAACAGGUCGUGGUUUAGGAAAAUAGCUCACGUUCAAGAGUUUGAUAAGCAGGAUGUUAUUGAUGACCCGAUUAGGAAAGAUCAGUUCGCUCAUAAACCUCGUGCCUUGACGCUUAAGGAUGUUGGGGUUGAUCCCAAGAUGUCGACCGCUACGGCUCACUAG